AUGAGACUUUCAGUCGUUACAGGCCUUGUCGCAUUCAGCAGCAGUGUGCUAGCCCACGGUGGUGUCACUUCAUACACCAUCGAUGGCAAGCGCUACCCAGGCUAUAAAUGGUAUGACCCAGCCGAAGGCCAGAAAGACCUGAUUCAACGCUCUUGGCACGCCUUCCCACACGAAGAUCCCACCUCUAGCAACCUGACCUGCAACUAUAAGGGCGCCACCGUUCCAGGCGCGUUCCAUGCGCCAGUACAGGCCGGAGCCACCAUCAGAACCGGCUGGGGAGAAGACAGCUUCGGUUGGGUCCACAACUAUGGGCCAAUCGUGGCGUACAUGGCGUCCUGCGGAGACGACUGCACGUCCAUAACCGACAUUAGUCAAUUGGAGUGGUUCAAGAUUGCGGAAGAAGGUCUUCGCGAAGGGUUUGCGAUUGGAGAUUUGGACGGUUGGUUCCAAAACGAUCUUUGGGAGAACAAGAAGGCAGACCAUUGGAAUAUCGUAGUGCCGAAGAACUUGAAGCCUGGACGGUACAUGAUUAGGCAUGAGAUCAUCAUGAUUGAGCUGUCGCCGGUGCAGUUCUAUCCAAACUGUGCGCAGCUAGAGGUUACGGGCUCGGGCUCUAGUGUGCCUGGAAAGGAAUUCUUGGUUAAAUUUCCCGGGGCUUAUUCUCUCAGUGACCCUGGGAUUAAAAUAUCCGGGAAGGUUAGAACCGACAAGGUUACUAAGACCUACACGGUGCCCGGCCCAAAAGUUUGGACUGGUUAA
Molecule: messenger RNA, 759 nt
Organism: Cucurbitaria berberidis CBS 394.84
Lineage: Eukaryota; Fungi; Ascomycota; Dothideomycetes; Pleosporales; Cucurbitariaceae
Product: lytic polysaccharide monooxygenase
Exons: 4
Coding region: 1-759 (252 amino acids)
Source: RefSeq, a predicted model, not a curated record